UGGACUAUUCCGUCGGCGACGCCCGGUCGUCCUCGGCUUCUGGCAGACGCUAUGAGUCCCUCGACGUCUUCGGCGUCCCUGGACGCCAUCCUGAGCCCCCGGCGGCUCCUUCCGGCCACUCCGGGUUCCCCGCCGCCGUCGCAGCAGGUGGCGGGCCUGCCGCUGUCCUUCUUCGGCAACAUGCGGGGACCCCGGUCGGCCACGUCCUUCCAGGACGUCUCCGAGGACCCGCUCUUCCUCUGCGCGGACCUCUUCGGGGACAACACGUCGGACGACUCGAUGACCACCAACGUCGCCGGCUCACUCAAGGGCUCUACGGACGCUGCAGCGUCGACCAGCACCGCGGCGAAAGCGUUCUCGUCGACGAGCACGGUGGCGUCGGACGUGACUGCCGCGCCUAAGGACCACCAGCAGACACGCUCGACAACGUCAUUGAGACCCUCUGAGCGCAAGAGGAUGAAGAUGCGAGUCUCCAAGGAUGGCGAGGACGCCGGCAUGGCCGAACCGGAGGACAGGGCGGAGCCCAGAUACAGCACGUCUUCAUCGUCGCUUGACUGAACAAAGAACUGGAGGGGACUCCCAAUUGCUGGCGAUAUAUAAAAUCGCAUCCACACAUACGACAAAAAAAAAGCAAACACGCAACCGCAAGCUUUUUUUUUUUUUUUUUCACGGAGAUGUUUUGCGUUGUUUGGGAGUAAAAAUAUCGUAUAAAUAAACCAAUGGACUGAAUGCGGUGAAA
Ixodes scapularis (black-legged tick) is the source of this 739-nucleotide messenger RNA. RefSeq lists its product as uncharacterized. NCBI's taxonomy places the organism in Eukaryota, Metazoa, Arthropoda, Arachnida, Ixodida, Ixodidae. The transcript is spliced from 2 exons. The record is from RefSeq and is a predicted model, not a curated record. The coding region runs from base 52 to 558 and encodes 168 amino acids.